UUUCUUAUCUAAAAAAAAAAAAAAAAUCUCCGAGCAAGAACAAAAAAAAAUAAGAAGGAAAGGAAAGAUCUGUGUAUCUCUCUAUAAUACCACCACGAGACUACUCCGUCAGAUACGAGAAGCUCCGUCUCGAAACCCUACCGAUUCCGAAUCUGUUAUCCCUCUCCCUCUCCUCGUAACGCCUUUUUCUCGUUUUUUUUCUUCCUUUUCUCCGAUUCACCGGCGUGGAUCUCCUCCGGUCACCGCGGAGAGAUAAUUUGGAUCAUGUACAAAGAGAGGGGAACGCGUGGAUCGAAGUCUGAGGUUGUGGAUCGGAAACGCGUAAACGAGGUUCACGAGAAUCGAGCGUCGUAUUCGAUGUCUCAUACCGUCGUCAAUGGAAAAGGCAAGGCAGCUUCGAACUCCGUCUCGAUUGGGAAGCAAUUGCAUGACCAGAAGAUUCGCGAUUCGCGUUCUGCUCCCUUCUCCAAAGCCACCAUUUCCGACGAUGUAGAUGUAUCAGAGACAGACAGCGAAGAGUCUGAGGUUAGUGGCUCUGAAGGGGAGGACACCUCGUGGAUAUCUUGGUUCUGCAACUUACGUGGCAACGAGUUCUUUUGUGAAGUUGAUGAUGAUUACAUUCAGGAUGACUUUAACUUGUGUGGCCUCAACCAUCAAGUUCCUUACUACGACUAUGCCCUUGAUUUGAUUUUGGAUGUUGAUUUCUCUCAGGGUGAGAGGUUUACAGAUGAACAGAAUGAAUUGGUGGAGUCAGCUGCAGAGAUGCUUUAUGGAAUGAUUCAUGCUCGUUACAUAUUGACCAGCAAGGGGCUGGCUUCUAUGUUAGACAAAUACAAAAACUAUGACUUUGGAAGAUGCCCAAGAGUUUAUUGUUGUGGACAGCCUUGUUUACCGGUUGGUCAAUCUGAUAUUCCUCGAGCAAGCACCGUAAAGAUAUACUGCCCCAAAUGUGAAGACGUCUAUUACCCACGAUCAAAAUACCAAGGAAACAUAGAUGGAGCAUACUUUGGGACAACGUUUCCACAUCUGUUUCUGAUGACGUACGGACAUCUGAAGCCGCAAAAGGCAGCGCAAAGCUACGUUCCAAGAGUGUUUGGGUUUAAGUUGCACAAGCCGUGAGGGAAAGAAAGAAGAGGAAGAAGCAGAGGUACAAGAGUAUCAUACGUUUUGAAGAAAGCAGGAGACUUGUGGAGACAAAAGAAGAAAAGAAUGCAUAUUUGUAUGACGAAUAUGGAACUAUUUUUUUUGUUUUGGUCCUUAGAUGGCUUGAACUACAUUAGCAUAUCCCAUGAAUUGGUAAAAGUAAAGUCUCAUAUUAGCAUUGUAAUGCCCCUUAUUGUUUCCGCUUCUACAGCAUUCGAAUUUGUUAAACACAAUUUACUCAAAUUGUUUCUAGCAAUGUCGCUGAAAGCCCAUUUAGG
Eruca vesicaria subsp. sativa (arugula) is the source of this 1421-nucleotide messenger RNA. The record is from the annotation of a GenBank genome assembly. Lineage: Eukaryota; Viridiplantae; Streptophyta; Magnoliopsida; Brassicales; Brassicaceae.